AUGGACUAUUCCUACGAAAAGUUCGAGGCUCUUUUCCUGUCGCUGCCAGGAACUCACCUGUUAACACUCUUCCUCCAAGGGUUCUGCCAGUCUAAUACCUCAGUUGAUGAUGAAACUGCCAGCAGGGGCCCCGUCUUCAACCCGGAACUGGUCAUUGCCCACUGCUUCAAGCAGUUCAAGCAGAAGGACUUCCACCUGCCCCAAAGCCGCCGGCGGAUCAUCAUCUUGCCUCGAAAGGAAGGCCCAACCCCCGUCAAUCCAACGCCCGAACCCCAGACUCUCCCACAACCCACCUCAAGCUUUAAAGACCUGCAAGCCAGAACCAUCCAAGAGCCACCAGAGGAUACAAGAACCUGGCUGAGCCAGAGGUUGAAAUUUCGGCAGGAACUGGAGUCCUUUGGCAAUGUAGACAGGUGGUUGCAGAACAAGUCCAGCCUCACGCCUUCAGAGGCCAAGAUCUUACACAUGACCCACAAAGAGCAUGAGGUCCAGGUGACGGCCCACCUGACCACUACCGGAGCCACCAACAAGAAAAACCUCCAACCCACCCACCAACCAGUGCCCCAGCUUCACCUGCCUAAGCCCCCCGCCCUGUCAGCCUUGUACUCCUACCUGCACAGUCACAAGAUCAAGAUCCUGCAGAUAUUUAACAAGGCGGACCAGAGCGAGAACGACAGUGUCUCCAGGGAGAAGUUCAUUAUGGCUCUGAAGGCGAUUGGAGUCCCUCUGGGAAACCAGGAGAUAGAGGAUAUUGUGAUCUAUCUCAGCUCUCUGGGGAAGAACAACAGCAUCACCAAGUAUAUUGUGGCCAACACCUACAGGCAGUGGGUUUUGGCCCAGAAGAGAAGCAUGCUGCUACCUACAAGGGAUUAUUAUAGACCUGCCAAGCAAAGAGUUUUCCAACAGCAUCCAUCCAAGAAUUUAGCCCCACAGCCUUCCAAGACGGACUUACUGACUGUGCCUGUGGUUCACACCCAGAUGGACGCAAGGCCUUCGACCCUGGAGGAGAUGAAGGAUGUCAACAAGCGGUACUGGGAGAGGAAGUGGCAGAGCAAGGUCACGAUCCCCUUUAUCCAGGACAGGGAGCAGUGCCGUUGGGUGCACAGUAGGAAUAAGCAUGUUGACGACCACUGCCUCCCAUCCACCAUCUGUGGAGAGAUGAAUGAGCUCAUCAAUCUGUCCCGUAGGGACAACUUUCUGGUCUACCUGCAGUGCAGGAAGCUCUGUGAAUACUACGGCCUCCCGCUGACAGAGGACAUCCUCAUAAGAGCCCUGCUGUACCCAGGAGACAAGAACAUUUUCCAGAAGGACCAGGUGCUCCCAAUCCGGCAGCCAGGAGGCUACUACUCAGACUUUAAGGCCUUCAGCCCAAUUCAGGCCCUGCUGCAGUCCAUGGGAUUCAAAGAGCCUGCGGCUAAGAAGACUGACAAGAAACCACCAAAGGAAAUCAAGAAAAUACACUUUAAAGAGUUUGAGGAAUUCACCAGGAAGCUGAAGGCGAAGAGGCCCCGUGGUCCACAGCAAACCCACCCAAAUUUCUUCUGGCCGGGUCACCUCCUGGACAAGUUGCAGCUCUACCUGCCCACUAUGACUGUGGACCGGAGCCUGGCGCUAUUCAGUUGUAUCCAACAGAGGCCCAGUGUCUACUCAGCUGCCUGCCACUCCAACCACUGGUGGCCCAUUAGGAACAGGAACUACAUGACCUGUGCCUAUUACGAUGCCCCCAAGGUCUUCUACCUCAACUAA
This is a messenger RNA of Pteronotus mesoamericanus, 1746 nucleotides long. It is a transcript of the gene EFCAB12, whose product is annotated as EF-hand calcium binding domain 12. The transcript is spliced from 9 exons. The record is from RefSeq and is a predicted model, not a curated record. The coding region runs from base 1 to 1746 and encodes 581 amino acids. Gene Ontology annotation, molecular function: calcium ion binding. Lineage: Eukaryota; Metazoa; Chordata; Mammalia; Chiroptera; Mormoopidae.